UCCACAAAGUGAGUACAAAUUUGGAUGCGUUGUUCCUGUAUUUCAAAAUAGAAGAGUCUCCUACACCUUUCUAAGAAGCUCACUUUGGAACUGCAGUUUUAAACAAAGAUGACAACACAUUCAAAGAGAGGCAUACCUGUAAGCUCGGUAAGUCCACAGUAUCUGCACACAAACUCUACUAGCCACACCUGGCCCUUCAGUGCAGUAGCAGAAUUGAUUGACAAUGCUUAUGACCCAGAUGUCAAUGCAAAACAGCUUUGGAUUACAAAAAGUGUGUUCAAACACCAGGACUGCCUCAUCUUUUUGGAUAAUGGAAAUGGCAUGGACUAUGACAAGAUGCACAAAAUGCUCAGUUUUGGCUUCAGUGAUAAGCAGCAGUUAAAAAAACAUGUUCCAGUUGGUCUUUACGGUAACGGUUUUAAGUCCGGCUCCAUGCGCUUGGGAAAGGAUGCCAUUGUUUUCUCAAAGAAAGCCAACACCAUGUGUGUGGGUCUGCUGUCACAGACUUACCUCGAGAGGACAGGAGCACAGAAUGUCCACGUUCCUAUUGUCUUGUUCACAUACAAUGGACAGACAGUCAGUGCUGCACCAGAGCAUGCAGAGAGUCUUCGAGAUAUCCUGGCACAUUCUUUGUUUAACACUGAGGAAGAACUGUUUUCUCAGUUCAAAGUCAUUGAAAGUCUUGCAAAACUAAGUGGAACCUGCAUCAUAAUCUGGAACCUACGCAGAAAAUCUUCAGGAGAAUUAGAAUUUGAUUUCUUGAAGGACCCCAAAGACAUCCGGAUCCUUGAUGAUGUGUACAAGAACUUCAGGGAGACAAACAAGCGUCAGAAUCAGGAGAGCAUGUCAGUGCCUGAGAGUGUUUAUUCACUACGGGCAUACUGUAGUAUCCUGUACCUGAGACCAAGAAUGGAGAUUAUCCUUCAAGGGCAAAAGGUGGAAGCUCAGUCUAUCACAACAACUCUAGCAAGGCCUUGUACGGACACAUACAAACCUGAAUGUCUUAAAAAGGCAAUAAAAAUCACAUUUGGCUACAACAAAAAGAGCAUGGAGAACUACGGAUUGAUGAUGUACAACAAAAAUCGGCUCAUUAAAGCCUACGUGCAUGUUGCCUGCCAGCGGAAGGGCAACCACACUGGACAAGGAGUUAUCGGGGUUAUAGAGUGUAAUCACCUCAUACCAACUCACAAUAAGCAGGACUUUGAUGAUACUCAAGAGUACAGGAACACCAUGAAGAAUCUAAAUAUUAAGCUUGAACAAUAUUGGAAGAACGUCAAUUAUAGUCAUCAAGCCUUUAAGCCUGUUGAUAAUACUGAAAGUCGCACAGAUGCAGCUCAGGCAAUUUGCCCCAGGCUCUUGCCUGAUGUUUCUGAUGAGGAACAACUUGGAUGCCUGACAACACACAAAGGGCAAAAGAAGAGAACCCUGGUCCAGUGUCAAGAUAAAACAGAGAAGAAAAAAUCCAAGCAAAUCGAUUUUGACAACAACAUACCAGGGACAUCAACAUCCACAGCCUCAUCUGCCAUGUUUAGCCAUGAUAGCAGUGAUAAAAUAGUAGGAAGAAAAAACAUUAAAACACAAGCCAGCUCUGAACACCAACAGAACUUUGAAGUUCAGCUUCUUCAGGCCAAGCAGGAGAUAAAUCAGCUCCAAGUUAAGGUUAACAGUCUAGAAGAUGAGAAGUCUGCUUUGGCAAGCUGCUGUGAGAGCCUGAGGAAUGACCGCCUCAGGUUAAGAGAACUCAGACAAAGUGUGGCAUCUCUCCUGUUCAGCUUUGUCCCUGAAGUAAUUCUUAAGAGGUUGGACUACGAUUGUGAAGCUGUUGAUGAAAUUCUUACUCAAGUUAUAAAUAAGAUCUCCCCGACAGAGGCAGACUCUAAAUAAAAACCCAUAUGAGGAUGGGUUCCCCUUUGAGUCUGGUUCCUCUCAAGGUCUCUUCCUUCCAUUCUAGGGAGUUUUUCCUUGCUACUGCUGACUGAGUCACCUCAGACUUGCUCAUUGGGGAUAAAUACAUACACAUUUAAAUAUAUCUAAUAUUGAUCUUGAAUUGUGUUUUCUACUAAUCUUUAUAUUAACCUUUAACGAAACCAUUAACACAAAGAUUUUUAAUACAGUAUGCCUGACUCUUAUUCUGUUUAAAUGUUUUUGAAAAAAGACAUUAACUUUUUAUUGUUUCCAGUGUAUUUUUAAAAUAAAAUUGAAAAAGACGGGUUUAAGCAGCUACUGCCUCAGUUCCCUUUGCUUUUAACUUUUUGCACAUAGAGUUAAUUGCUUUUAUAUCACUAUAUAAGCAUGUGUAAACCCAUGUUUUUAAAUGGCAAAAUAUUCAGCUCAUGUGUAGUCUUAAAAUCUUACAUUUUCUUUCUAUUUACAUUUUCUUAGUUCUGUGCUUAAAAUGAACAAUAUCAUACUUCAAUGCUAGGCCAAAAAUGAGUAAAACAUGGAAGCUAUAUCAUUGGCCUGAUUUACUAAACUACAUGAUAAUAUACACAAAUAAAUAAUGUUGAGCAGCUAGUAGGCAGGUUGUAGAUUAUUUAUAAACCUAAACAUUGUAUAUUACAAGAUAAAGGAGAACAUAUAACAUAUA
Tachysurus vachellii is the source of this 2587-nucleotide messenger RNA. Its product is annotated as MORC family CW-type zinc finger protein 3-like. Gene Ontology annotation, cellular component: nucleus; PML body. The transcript has 14 exons. NCBI's taxonomy places the organism in Eukaryota, Metazoa, Chordata, Actinopteri, Siluriformes, Bagridae. The record is from RefSeq and is a predicted model, not a curated record. Gene Ontology annotation, molecular function: ATP hydrolysis activity. Bases 109 to 1884 code for a protein of 591 amino acids.